GCGGGCGGUUAACAGUUACUAAUCUCUUUCUGACAACAGUUUUUUUCAGGAUGGCUCGUUCCAGUCAGCCUGCAGGGAAGCCAUUUAUGUGCCCCGUAGUGUUAUGUGUUGCUGCAGAGGUAAACACAUCACUGCCAAUCUCAUAUUCUUCCAAUAUGAAGCUCGUGUCCAGGGCCAAAUGUGGUUGCUCUUGUAUGAAUUGUGGUAUGUUGACUGCAUUGCAAUUGCUUGUGUGCUCCGUAGGUGGAAGUUGAGAGUUGAAUUGAGUUGACACAGUUGAGUAGAGUUGUUGGUUGAGGCGCAGAUCAUCAUGGGAGAUAGAGAAUGCUAUAACUGCCAUCGUACUGGACACAUGGCGCGUGAAUGUCCGGAUGGUGAUAGACGUGGAGGUGGUGGUGGUGGCAGACCUCGUGGUGGCGGUGCUGGUGGCAACAAGUGCCACAACUGUGAUGAGGUUGGUCACAUUGCACGUGAAUGUCCGAGCAAGGACUCCGGGUCCCGAGGUGGCGACAGAGGUGGACCUAGACGUGGUGGUGGUAACAUGGAGUGGUACAACUGCGGGGAACAGGGACACAUCUCACGCGAGUGUGACAAAGAACGAAAGCCAAGAGAUGGUGGCAGGCGUGGAGGUGGAGACAUAGAGUGCUACAACUGUCAUGAGACUGGUCACAUCUCUAGAGAUUGUCCCUCGUCCUCUGGUGGUGGCGGUGGUGGUCGUCGAGAGGGAGGCAGCUACGGUGGUCGGGAUGGUGGUGGUCGUCGACCUCCUGGCAAGUGCUACGAGUGUGGUGAGGAGGGACACCUUGCCCGCCAUUGCCCGGAGAUAAUUUUCAUCGGGCGAAUUUGCUCAUAAUAAAUCAUGGUUAAUGAGAUGUCUAAGUAAUGUUUCUGUGUAAAAUUGGUUUAUUUAAAAAAAUCAGAAGAGCAUGUAAGAAAAGUUGAUAGCUAAAUCUGUGUAGACUGGUGCAUAAACGAGUAUCAUGACAUGACAUCUCGUCAAAUUGGUUAAAUGAUGAACACAUCUUAAGAUGGGCACACACAAGUUGAAGUUGAACAAUAAUUAAAUAUUUAAUGAAAACAUUUCUGUGUGAUAGGUAAUUUUCAUUAUAAUGAAGGAAAAGGAAUGUAUUCAUCAAACAGCCAAUUUUGGUGAAGUGUUAUUCAUAAAUUGUCCAUUUAGUUAGGGUUGCAAUGGGCAGUUUUUAACGUACUGCAAGACAAUACUAUAAUAGUGUACUGGACAAGCUAACCCUAAAAACUCCGAAGGUGUAGUUAGGAGGAUUCUAUCAUAGUAACAACUGAUGUGGUUUGGGAACAUUUACUAUGGUAUAACGAGUGUUUCAGGUUGGCAAGGGAUACAUUGGAAGCAGGAAUGUGAAAUAUUUAUAUAAAAAAAUGUCCGUUAUCGUAGGUGGCGUCGUUUGGGAGGUGGUUGGGUAAAGGUAUUAUUGCAAAUGAUUACUCCAGUCACCGUUUCUGAUACUUUGGGGUUUUGGUGAUUAGUUCAAAGUAUCCCAUUUUAUUCAGUAGAUUCAUCUUAUUGAUGGGGCCCAGGAGGUGUUGACAUCUGUGCCUGAUUAUGUUUGACACGGAAUGCUUAAAUAUAUAAGGUUUAUGCAUUUGGAUAGUUGGGACUUCCGGAAAUCCAAAAAAGCUAUUUAAAACGCUUGGAUGUGGGGAGGUUUGUGGUGUAGGUUGUAUUCUCUAUUUACAGGGGUUGAUUAUAAUGUUAAUAAAGCCCUGUAAUUAGAGCGUGACAUGACUACAGUGUUCUCAUAAAGGCAGCUCGCGUAUUAAAGGAGGUAUUAAGGGAUAUCUGUAUAUAGAAUGUAUGACCUUGGAAUUGUAAUUGUUCUGUUAUAUUUAACAUUUUAUGUGGUUUUUAAAGUAUUUAAUGCUAUGUGGCAAAAUUUGGUAAUUGUGAAACAUUUAUUUGUAUUUGAUUCGUCUUUUGUAGUACAUUUGUUAAAUGUUGGAACAACAUGUGGAGUGUGAAAAUAAUAAAAAGUCGUUAAUUA
This is a messenger RNA of Dreissena polymorpha, 2018 nucleotides long. RefSeq names its product DNA-binding protein HEXBP-like. The record is from RefSeq and is a predicted model, not a curated record. The coding region runs from base 311 to 853 and encodes 180 amino acids. Gene Ontology annotation, molecular function: zinc ion binding; nucleic acid binding. The transcript is spliced from 3 exons. NCBI's taxonomy places the organism in Eukaryota, Metazoa, Mollusca, Bivalvia, Myida, Dreissenidae.